Emericellopsis atlantica is the source of this 2907-nucleotide messenger RNA. Its product is annotated as chitinase II. Gene Ontology annotation, molecular function: protein binding; chitinase activity; chitin binding. The transcript is spliced from 10 exons. Bases 1 to 2907 code for a protein of 968 amino acids. Lineage: Eukaryota; Fungi; Ascomycota; Sordariomycetes; Hypocreales; Bionectriaceae. Gene Ontology annotation, cellular component: extracellular region. Gene Ontology annotation, biological process: chitin catabolic process; carbohydrate metabolic process. The record is from RefSeq and is a predicted model, not a curated record.
AUGCUGUUCUUACUGUACCAGAUACUGGCUCUUCUUGCCACUGUCAAGGUUGCCGCGGGCCUGGCUGAUCCAGGGCACAACGUCUCCCUAGACGCCUCCCUGGACCAUUCGAAGCGAGGGACUGGCUACAUCAACGCAGUCUAUUUUACCAAUUGGGGAAUUUACGGUCGCAACUACCAGCCUGCCGAUCUUCCUGCCCAAGAUAUUACUCAUGUCCUCUAUUCCUUCAUGAACCUCGACCCCAGCGGCAGGCAGCUGUUCAAAGUCAAAAAGGCAAAUCGCAAUGUCAAAGUCAUACUCUCUAUAGGUGGCUGGACCUGGUCCACUAAUUUUCCUUCUGCCGCGGCUACAUCGACAUCUCGUGCCAACUUUGCCAAGAGCGCCGUUACUUUGGUGAAGGACUGGGGCUUUGACGGCAUCGAUAUCGAUUGGGAAUAUCCAGCAACCAGUACCGAGGCGAACAACAUGGUCCUCUUGCUAAAGCGCGUGCGUCAGGAGCUGGACUCCUAUGCGGCCAAAUAUACGCCAGGACACCAUUUCGAGCUGUCGAUUGCUGCUCCCGCAGGACCUCAGAAUUUCAACAAACUCAAACUCAAGGAACUCGGACAGGUAGUCGACAACAUCAACCUCAUGGCAUACGACUAUUCUGGCUCGUGGGACGGUGUGGCCGGCCACCAGGCAAACAUCUGGGCCACCAAGGGCACUGACAAGGCCACCCCCUUCAACACCCGUGCUGCUGUGGAUGCAUACGUCGCCGCCGGGGUCCCCUGUUACAAGAUCAUCCUCGGCAUGCCCAUUUACGGCCGGGCCUUCACCAACACAAAGGGGCCGGGUAGCGCCUUUAGUGGCGUCGGACCAGGCAGCUGGGAGAACGGGAUCUGGGACUACAAGGCGCUCCCGUUCCCGGGCAGCCAGAUGCACUACAACAAGCUGCUUGGUGCCACGUGGACCUACGACCCGAAAUCGCGUACCAUGAUCUCUUACGACACCCCUGCCGUCGUUCGCCAAAAGGUUCGCUUUGAGAAGCGUAGAGGCCUUGGCGGCAGCAUGUUCUGGGAGGCGUCCGCCGACAAGAAGGGGACCGAGUCGCUCAUCUUGACAGCGAAGAACAGCAUGGGCAGCCUGGCCAAGAAGCAGAACUGCCUCGCGUACCCGAAUUCUAUUUACGACAAUAUACGGACCGGCAAGCCUUACCUUACAGCAAUCCAGUCAUUGCAUGACCAAGGCAAUCGGUUUGUGCCGCUUCGAGAUGCAGCGUCAUCCACGGCGGAGCGAUUCCGAAUGAGUCGGCCAGUCAACAUGCUUUCCUCAUCGGAGCGGCUCGUUCGGCAUGCUGCAGCCUCGCUUGACCCUUUUGUAGCAUCUGGAAUACCAAUUACAAGAGAGAAUACGCACAGCGCAGGACCAGAGCCAUCGGUGGAACCUCAUUCCACUCUACCCCGUGAGCGCACAGCCUUCAGAUCACCCAUAGUCGCUAUAUCCCCGAUUCCUGUCGCCGAGCGGCAAGUCAGUCGAGGCGCCGUCUGGUCGGUGGGUGGACUUGCCCCCAUGGGUCACCCCGUCGACGAUGGACGCGGCCACAUGAUCCGUUCAGGCACUCACGCUCAGGUCUACACCACGCCGAUCUCGCGCGGCAAGUCAACACCGCAGAGCGACUCGGAAAUCUAUCAAGGUCGCAUCGCAAAAGCUCUCAAUGUCGACCGUGUCCGCAAGAUCCUCGACUUUAGCGGUCGCUCCACUUCACCUCAGGCAUCACGAGACGCCAAUGGACGCUUAACGAAAAUGGAAGCAAAGACAAAGUGGGAUGGCGUGGGAGUCCUGGAUGCGCCGAGUCUCCGCGAUGACUUUUACUGCUCAGCGUUGGCUUACUCGACAACUUGCCAUAUGCUCGCAGUUGGCCUGGGCAACAGCUUGUAUACAUGGUCCGAGGCUACCGGGGCCAACCCGAUGAAUAAAAGUUCGAACGACAGCAGCUGGAUUACCUCGGUAGCCUUUUCUUCUGCACAGGGCAAAAAGAGCAUCCUUGCCAUCGGACGAGCAGAUGGAGAUCUCGUCCUUCAGUCUACGUUCGACUCAUGCCCCCGAUUUGAGAUAAGACAACCUUGGGGUGUAGCGUGCUUAAGCUGGCGUCCACGGUGUUCGAUGCGUCCUUCCAGAAAUCCUUACAACCCUGGCGUUUCCGUGCAGACAGAAGACCUUGUAGUGGGCUACGAGAACGGGAUCAUAUACUACUAUGUGGAGGUAACGAGGGACACAUGGCAAGGCUCAACGACAAUGGUAGCCAAGAUCGCAAUACAUUUCCAGCAGAUCUGUGGUCUGGCAUGGUCUACCGACGGUAUGUCGCUCGCUUCUGGUGGAAACGACGAUCUUUGUUGUAUAUUUGAUGCAAACGAUAUCCUGGGUGUCGAGCAACGACAUGAGACGACGAUACAACGCACCGACGCAGGGGACCCAGAUGCUCCAAGAGUGGCCGUAUGGCGCCAGUCGCAUCCACCAUGGCCGCGGAUCCAUCGAGCUCGAGCUGCAACAUUUUCUCUGCGAACCUUGACCCCUGGCAGCGAGCGGCAUUGCUGGAUCCACGGCGCCGCUCCUGAGCACUCUUAUCGAAUUGCUGUUUUCAGCUGGCCUGAUUGUCGACAAGUCGCAGCCAUCCCGUGGAAUCAAGGACUGCGUGCCCUGUACGCAGUUCCGUACCCAUCUGCUCCUUGGGUCGGCGAACCAUCCUCCGGCGGCCGCCCAGUCCACCAAGGUUGUCUGGUAGUCGCUGCAAGCGACAAUUCCGUCAAGUUCCACGAGGUAUGGCCAGAUGACAAGAAGUCAACGACAGGUGGGCCUGGUACAUUGGCCGGCAGUGACAUCCUGGAGAGUCUCGAGGGGAUUGACAAAGAGGGAGACGUGAUCCGCUGA